Messenger RNA from Perkinsus marinus ATCC 50983, 849 nucleotides. RefSeq lists its product as hypothetical. The transcript has 9 exons. The record is from RefSeq and is a predicted model, not a curated record. The coding region runs from base 1 to 849 and encodes 282 amino acids. NCBI's taxonomy places the organism in Eukaryota, Perkinsozoa, Perkinsida, Perkinsidae.
AUGUUCACGGUGUUGUUGACACCAGCGGAGGCCGAUGAUGAUGAAAAGGAGGGGGAUAUUUCUAAUGGGAGGUGGGGAGAAAGCUACGCAUUCGAUCCCGGCAUGUUGCAUUUUUCCAGCACUACUAUUGGUGUUACCCCGACGCCAUUGAAAGAAUCUUUAUUGACUACUCCGAGUAAGGUUUGCGAUCCAUUCGUACCCGAGACAUGCAUCGAUUCGCUAUCGGAGUUGGCCGAGCUCGCCGCCAAGAUGAUUCGGAAGGCCGCUUCAUUAGGUAAAGUGGUUAUAGUCACUAACGCUCAGGUGCGUUUGAGCAUAAGGGUGUUAAAAGUCCGGCGGGAUGGAAAGCUCAUGCAUUCAGAGAUAUCAUCGAUGGUCAACGCUGCCCUCGUGACGAAGGAGCUCACUGAGUCCACGUCCAUGGACUCAAUCAAUGAAGUUUACAUAGGUCCAGCCCGGUUCGAUUCUCGGGUCUUGGCGAAAUGUAAUUUCGAUUGGGGAUUCCCCACACGAAAGGGAAGCAUUGAUGAGAGUAACUUUGGGAAAUAUUCCAACUCAGAGGACGGCGAACAGCUGGUCUUGGCGAAAUGUAAUUUCGAUUGGGGAUUCCCCACACGAAAGGGAAGCAUUGAUGAGAGUAACUUUGGGAAAUAUUCCGACUCAGAGGACGGCGAACAGCUGAUAGAUUCACAACGAGCACUGAUGUCGACUAGGAGGACGGUCGUCGGAGAUAUUCCGUUUGCCCGCAUUGGUGGUCCGCAGAAUAAAAGAUACGCCUCGUUCGAGUCGAUGUUGAUACUAGUUGGCUCGGUGAAUGGUCGUGAGGAAUCUUCUAAUUCCAAUUCAUAG